CAUAUUUCAAUCACACUGAUGGUAGCCGUCUGCUCACAACUGAUCAAAGUAAACAGAUACGUGUAUACAGGGCACCAUUCUGGCACCUGGAGACGACCAUUGAACAUCCACAUAGGUUCUUCCAGCAUAUCAGUCCUUUUAAGGCAACCUGGCAUCCCCUGCAGGACUUGAUAGUAUGUGGACGAUAUCCAGAUAAAAAUGUUGAAGGUAGCACAGGUUUUGAGUUACGAACUUUAGACAUCUUUGACGCAGACACGGGUAAAAUUGUAUCACAACUUUACAGCCAAGGAACCGAUGGUUUGUGUCCAAUAAACAAGUUCAACACCCAAGGGGAUGCUUUAGCUUCUGGGAUGGGGUUUCAUAUUCUUUUGUGGAACAGAAAACAGGAGAUUUCUAGGAAACAAUCAUUACUUACUGAAGGAAUGAUAAACAGUGCUAGUUAUUCAGGUUCACAGAACUUGGCCUCAGGACCAGCAAGGUCAAAUCAAAGGUCAAGGCCACCUCCACGGCAACAGAAAAAGAAAAAAACAGAAGAGGAUUUAGACGAGUUGAAAAAGAAAAUCAAGACUAAAACAAAAGAGGAAAAUAAAAAAGACAAAAGAAAAUAAAUAAGUGAGGUUAUGUGAUGUGAUAUGAAAUGAAAGAUUUAUGGCAAAAAGGAAGUAGAUUUCAGUUUGGGUGUGUCUAGAGACUAUACUGUUCAGUUUUGCUGGACUAUUUUCAGGCUGACACACUCUUGUUUUGUUAAGAGUAUAGAUCUGUUACAAUACUUGUGAUGUUAAGGCAGCCAAUUUUGUAUCAUCAAGUUGAUUGUCAUAUAUCUUCACUUGGCACAUUACAUAAAUACAUUAGGUUAACAGUAAAAAUAAACAUUAUAGUUGUCAGGUAGGUUGUUUAUCAGUAUAGAUUAUGCUACCUUUUAGACAUGCUGUAUACAUACAAAGUGCUGCUUCUUUUAAUUCUGUCAUUAUCUGUAAAGUCUUGUAAAUACGGGUAAAAGAUUUCCUGGAGUAAAGAGUUUUUUAGAAACAACCUUAUUCCUGUUGAAAACAAUAAACAAAUCACAUAAUACAGAAUAUUUAGAACCUUUUUUACAUCAUGCAUAAAUUCUCUUGUAUGAUUUUAUUAAAAGAACUAUUUACACUAUCCUCUAGAACUACUUUAGGUGGGUUAUUAUACUAUGGUGCCAUUCAUUUCAUGCUUUCAACAAGGCAAGGAAGGGACACUUGAGGUCAGUUUCUCCACCAGUAAAGCUGGAAGGUUGUUGUAUGACAUUUACAGUGUCUGUCUAACUUAAAACCAAACAGACAAAAAUCUGCUGUAGGUCAAAUGUUGUUUGUUUAAUGAAAAUCUUAAAACAUGAGUAAAAUAGUCAAUUUAAAAACAAGCUAGUUAGGCACAUAUUCAGUGUUAAAUGUAGUGCUUUUGAUCUUACAAAAUGAUAUACAUGUGUAUAUUAUUAUUGUUAUCGGUGCAUAUUGUUGAGAUUUUUUGGUUUGAUAGUAUUUCUGACAACAUCCUGUCACUAGUUUCAGCUGGUCUUUUAAAUGGACAUUGAGUUUAACUGUUGUUAUUUAUCUCUCACUGCUGGUGCAGAAAUCAUGUUACAUUAGUAGUUGGUCAAUUGCAAAAAACUUGUAUAUAUUGUUCAGUUAUCCAAGGACACUAAUCAGAUUUUCAAUGUUAUGAAAUUUUACCAUACAGAAUUUUUUUCAAAUCUUUAUUAUGUGUUAUUACACAGUGUAUAUACUUUAAUAACUUGCAAGUGAUUGUGAUGAACAUUUCAACUUUAAAGAUAUGUCAGUUAUUUUAUGAUGGUGCUAAGUUGUUGUGGAGUUCAAUAUGAAAAACAGUAAGUGAGAAAGUGCUUUGUUCAUAAUAUGUUCAUGCAUAUGAGCCAUUCAUUUUAUGUCAUCAUGUGGUCAAGAACUUACAUUCUUUAUGUGUUCAUGCAAAUUUUUACUUAUUAUGUGUUCUUUUUAUAACAUUUUGUAUGUGUUCAUGUAUUCCUAUUUUAUGUGUUCAUGCAAUCGUGUAAUUAUGAGUUAAUGUGUUCAUAAUCUGUGUUUUAGUAAUCGUAUCAUGUCUAUGGAUGUAUAUGUGUAUAUGUCCAUGCAUUUAUAUUCAUUACACAUUACUGUGCUUUCUUUGUUCUUGUCAUACAUUGAACGAUUUUUAUGCACCUUAGAAAUAGUCAUUGGACUAUUUGUCCAUCUGAGUAAGUAGCUUAGCAUCAGGGAACUUGUAUUUGUUACAAACAAUACAAUGCAAUUCAAUGUUUAUUUGACUUUAAAAUUAAAAAAAAAAAGUUGCCUCAACUAGGAUUUGAACUCUAGACCUCUCGAUUCAUAAGCGAGCGUGCAAAACUCUCGGCCACGGUGAAGGUUUACGUUAAUGGCAUGAAGAAAACCAUAUUAUUCUAAAUUAGGGUUUGUAACAUGCUAAACCUGUUGUUUAACACAGAUGUAAAUAAUCAUGGAGCUUACUGUAAGCAUGUAUAUCUAUAAAGAAUGAAACAAUAUUAGAAAUCUUCGACCAUUCGGAAACUACUUUGCUUGAAAAUUAAUGCGCCUAUCAUUUGACAAUCUUUUACGCAUUGAUCUCACCUGAAUUUUUCGUCGUUAGUGUACAUAUAAAGGGAAGUAACCGCUUCAAAAAAGUGGACUACUUUAGGCAUUUGCAAUUAACAGCAUUAGGCUCUGAAAUUUCGCUACCAUUAUUUGUUUGGUCUGACGAGUCUUUGAGAUGUCAACAUGAAACUUCAUAGGGGGAAAGAUCUCAUUGAGGAGGAGUGCAGCACACAAGAAUGAUAUAGUUUUGAGUUAUUGCCCUUUGUUAUUUUUAUUGCUUAAUUUUUGUCCAGAGCGUAACUAAAAAACCUUUGAGAUAUCAACAUGAAACUUCAUAGGUGGAUAGGUCUCAUUGAGGAGGAGUGCAGCAAACAAGAAUUAUAACCUACCCUGCAAUACUUUUGAGUUAUUGCCCUUUGUCAUUUUCAGCCAUCAGUAUUCACAUAGGUUUCAAAUCUGUAAUCACUUCAGCCAUCAGUUUUCAUUACCAAAAGACCUCUUAAAAUUGAAUUAUUCUGCUCUAUUACAUAUACAUUCUUCCAAUGAGCAAACACAUUCGGUGAGGGAUGGCCAUGUUGACAUGGCUCUUGUUUUAAUUCUUUUAUUAUCUGUAACGUCUUGUAAAUACAGGUGAAAGAUUUCCUGUUCUAAAGAUUUUCAUACAUACAUGAACUACUUUUUUCCUGUUGAAAACAAUAAACAAAUAGCAGAAUACAGAACAUUUAGAACCUUUUUUACAUCUUACACAAAUUAUCCUGUAUGUUUUUAUUAAAAGAAAAUUAACACUGUCCUCUAGAUCUACUUUAGGUGGGUUAUUAUACUGGGGUGCCAUUCAUUUCAUGCUUUCAAUAAUGCAAGGAAGGGACACUUGAGGUGAGACUCUCCACCAGUAAAGCUGGAUGGUUGUUGUAUGACCUUUGUAGUGUCUGUCUGACUUGAAACCCAACAGACAAAGAUCUGCUAUAGGCAGAAGUUUGGUUAUUUUGUAAAAUAGUCAAUUUUAAAACAAGCUAGUUAGGCACAGAUUCAAUGUUAAAUAUAGGGGCGUCCGUGGCCCAGUGGUUAAGGUCGUUGACUUCAAAUCACUUUCCCCUCACCGCUGUGGGUUCGAAUCCCGACAGGGACUUUGGAUUCUUUCACGUGAGGAAGCUAUCCAGCUAGCUUACGAAACGUCGAUGGUCGAAAUAAUGCACGGAAGGGCACCUGAGGUCUUCCUCCACCAGUAAAGCUGGAACGUCGCGAUAUGACCUAUACUGUGUCGAUGUGAGGUAAAACCCAAAAACAAACAAUGUUUAAUAUAAUGUUUUCAAUCUUACAAAAAGGAUAUAUAUUAUCAUUGUUAUCAAAUGCACUGGUGCAUAUUGUUGUGAUUGUUUUGUUUUUGAUAGUAUUUCUGACAAAAUCCUGUCACUAGUUUCAGCUGGUCUUUUAAAUGGACAUUGAGUCUUACUGUCGUUAUUUGUCUCUCACUGCUGGUUCAGAAAUCAUGUUACAUAAGUAGUUGGUCAAUUGCAAAAAAUAUAUGAUAUAUAUUGUUCAGUUAUCCAGGAACACUAAUCAGAUUUUCAAUGUUAUGAAAUUUUACCAUACAGCAUUUCGUUUUGCGAUCUUAAUUAUAUCUUCUUGUACUAUGUUGUGUAUAUAUGGAGGAGAAAACUGUUUUAUGUGUUUAUCACCAUAAGUGAUUGUGAUGAACAUUUCAACUUUAAAAAUAUGUCAAAUUAUUUUACGAUGGUGCUAAAUAUUUGUGGAGUUUCAAUAUGAAAAACAGUAACUCAGAAGCGUGUUAUUUUCAUUAUAUGUUAAUGCAUAGAGCCAGUCAUUAUAUGUCAUUAUGUGCUUAAGUGCUUACAUUCUAUAUGUGUUCAUGCAAAUUUUUACUUUACUUAUUAUGUGUUCUUUUUAUUACAUAACAUUAUUCCUAUUUUAUGUGUUCAUGCAAUUAUGUUAUUAUGAGUUUAUGCAUUCAUACUCUGUGUCAUACUCAUGCUUUUGUACCAUGUUUAUGGAUGUAUAUGUGUAUAAUGUUCAUGCAUUUAUAUUCAUUACACACUCUGUGUGCUUACUUUAUCAGGGAACUUUGUAACUAUUUUAAUAAAACAGAUGAGAAAA
Molecule: messenger RNA, 4682 nt
Organism: Ruditapes philippinarum (Manila clam)
Lineage: Eukaryota; Metazoa; Mollusca; Bivalvia; Venerida; Veneridae
Product: DNA damage-binding protein 2-like
Exons: 4
Biological process (GO): DNA repair; response to UV
Cellular component (GO): Cul4-RING E3 ubiquitin ligase complex; nucleus
Molecular function (GO): damaged DNA binding; protein binding
Source: RefSeq, a predicted model, not a curated record